AUGUUCCGUUCUCUCCGAGCUGGGAUUCGAACUUGUCAAACUCUUUCUCGAGUCCGACCAACCACUAGUCAAGGUUCUGCUAUACGUGCAGCACGCUUUGCAACAGGACUAACCGCCCAUUCUACUAUUUCUGACCCUGCUGAAUCUGAGGCUCUACGUUGCAUCGAAGAGGGUACGACCAAAUUAGAAGAAGGAGAUGUUGUCGCAGCCAAGGAGUUAUACCGUCGCAGCUCGCAAAUACAUAAAAACCCAAGCUCUUUUUUUAAUUUGGGCGUAACCCAUUUCCAUCUAAAGGAAUUUGACGAGGCCAUUGCUGCCUGGAAACUAUCGCUCGAUCUGCAGCCCGAUAGUGCGGACACCCACACAAACUUAGCCUCAGCCUAUCUUAUGUCGACUGUGGUGAGGACAGAUCUGGCGCUUAAACAUCUUGAAACUGCCGCCUCCUUGUGCCCGGAUGACGCCGAAAUCGCAUUCAACCUCGCCGUUGUUCUGGAAGCAACUGGAAAUCUUGAAGAAGCCUUGAAGCAGUAUCAACACAGUCAGAAGAGAGGUAUCGAGCGAGCUGCUCUUCAUAUCCGCAAUGUCAGCGCAAAGCUAUUGGGUCAAAAAAUCAAGGAAGCUGAAGACACAGAGAAAUCAUCGAAGCCCUGA
This is a messenger RNA of Mycena indigotica, 651 nucleotides long. Its product is annotated as TPR-like protein. The record is from RefSeq and is a predicted model, not a curated record. Bases 1 to 651 code for a protein of 216 amino acids. Lineage: Eukaryota; Fungi; Basidiomycota; Agaricomycetes; Agaricales; Mycenaceae. The transcript is spliced from 6 exons. Gene Ontology annotation, molecular function: protein binding.